UCCUUUUGAAAAAUCACACAAAUAUUGUCCAACUAAAUAAUCGAUGAAAUAUAAUGUCGUAAAAUUGUAGAUAUUUUACGGUAUACCGAAUUGGUUGCCAAUGUACACAGAGUAGAAUUUAGUGUUAGUGUUAUUUUACAGAUUUCAACGCCCAGCAGUUAACAAUGCCUCCAAAGCAGGGAUCAGCAGGCAAAAAGAAGCUUGCAAAGGCAGACAAGGAGAAGUUGAAAGCUGAAGAAGAAGAGAGGAAGGCAUUAGAAGAAGAGGAAGCAAGACAGAAGGCAGAAGAAGAAGCAAAAAAGCAAAAAGAAAGAGAGAAGCUUGAGGAGGCAGAGAGGCGUAAACUUGAAAAUGCUGAAAAAGAGAAUCGUAGAAUGGAGAUGCUGGCACUGGUGGAUGUUCAGGAGCGUAAUCGGAAGAUGUUGGAUGAUCUGCACAGUGAAAGGAGGAAAAAAUCAAAGUGGGCUCGAUACAUGCGUUGCGAUGGCUCGCCAAAUCCCACCAUUCCAGGGGAGAUAAACACGUACAUAAACCUACGUCUUGAAGAUUCAUCACGGGAUGAUAUCGAGGAAGUUCUAAAACAAGGAGAACUGGACCUUAGUCUGAUCAAUGAGCUGGACUUCCUGCUUGAAGACACGCCCAGUCUGGAAAUGGACCUGCAGGAAAUGAACUGCUUCAAAGCAGUUGCUGAUGGGAAAGAUAAGUUUGUUGAACUUCUGAAGAAUACGCGUGAAGACCUGCAGAUGCUGCUGCAGAACAAGCUGGAUGCAGCCACAGUGAAAAUCCUGCAGAAGGCCACAGACCUGUGUGACAACGAGACCUUCAACCUGCACUACCUCAAGGCCAACCAGGACGUCUGCCUCUGCAUUUGGGGAAACCUCUCCAAAAACCCAAGAAUCAAAUCUUUUGAGUUCAAGGAGAAGGGAUUCCAGUUUGAGAUUCCCCGCAUGUUGACCCUGUCAGACUGUGCCUUCCGCAUCCUCUUCUCCAAGUUUGAUCACUACUCCUCCACUUGCAAAUCUUAUUACCCACGUCAGAAGAAAAAGGAGGAGCCUGUGGCUGAGGUAGCAGAAGUCAAGGAGGAAGAGGCUAAAGAGGGUGAACAGAAGGAGGGGGAAGAAAAUGAGGGGGAGAAAGGAGAGGAAGGGGCGGAAAAAGAGGACACUGAGGACCUGAUGGCGAUGCUGCGUCAGAUGAAGGGCGAGGCUCCCCCUGUUGAGGAGAAACAGGAGGAGGUUGAGGAGAAGGUGGAGGAGGUGGAAGAGUUUCAGGACCCAAUCACACCAGAGCCGCCCAUCUGGGAGGACUUUGAUGAGGAUGAGGAUGUAGUAGACCUGCGAGCCAAUCACGUGCUUGGGGGCGUGUUCCAUUUCAAUCUGAUGUCCCUCCCACCACAGCCCAAGAUUGUCAAUGACUGGGUGAUUACAAGAUUGGUGGACCCACCAAACAUAGAGUACAUAGAGUACAUAGCUGACACGAUGAACCCUAUCGUCAACAAGGAGGGUCAGUCUCCCAUCCAGCCGGACAAGGGGGCAGACCAGCCCAAAAGGGACGACAGACCCCCUAUUACAGUUCACAUGAGACUGCCGGAGGACUGCCUGUUCACUGAGGAGCCCCAGAUUGCUCGCUGGGAUGAGAAGAAGAAACACUGGCGGCAGGAUGGUUUCACGGACUUCAAGUACAUUGAAGAGACACGGAUAUUCACAUUUAAGACGGCCUACUUUGGCACCAUGGCACUACUCCAGGAUGCGCACAUCAACAUGCCGUUCCAGUCCUGGGAACUACGGCCUCACAACACCAACUCAGCUGUCCUCACCAUAAUUGCAGCCAUCAUUGAGAUAGAGAUUGAGAUAAAGGACGCCAUGUGCUGCCUCAGCAAACCAGAUGACAAACCGGAGCUGGAGCACAUCAAGGGCAGAUGGAUGACCCCACUGGAUCUCAUCAAGACGUUACGAAGGGUUGGCAUCAAUGUUUUCCCAGCAGACGACUCCUCCAAGUACGUCAGCAUUCAGGACAAGGAAGUCACUGGUGGUAGACCCCUGGACAAGCACCCGGUGAUUGAGGAGUGGUGCUAUGAGCAGAUGGCGCUGUGCUCAUCAGCCUACGCCUUCUCCUGGUCGAAGUGGAACAGCGAGGUGCAGAAUAGGGAGAAAGUGCUCUUCCAGGGGGCGGAGUCUCUGGAUGACAUGCCCCUCCCAGAGGAGACCUGGUCCCUGUAUUUAAUGACAAAGCGACGAAGCAUGAAGCUGAAAAUGACCGAGUUUGAUGAAGCCUUCGAAGAAAACCAUGCGGAUGGCACACAUUUCAAGUCCAACUUGUACCACCUAUUGAUGGAGUAUUCCAGUCCAGAGGCCAAGGAACGUAUCCAUGAAACCAACUUCCAGUACAUAGACUGUGUCCGACAGAUUCUGUCUGCUACAAAGGUCCUUACAUAUGCUUAACUGUACACCAGUCUGUUAAAAAAGUGUUGGGCUUUUUUUUGGUGGAAUUAGACUCCAGUGACAGUUAAGAUGUUGUAUGCAUCAAGAAAACCUUAACAGAAUGUAAUGAAUAAGACCACAUACUUGAGCGACCAAAUUUGUUCUGGUAUGUUUUUCCCGCCUAUAUAUUUAUAUUUGUGCAUUACUUGAUUUUAUAUAUGUCCAGUUUUUUGUGAGUGAAUGAAUGGAUGUAAUUUGUUGUAAUCACUACUUAGAACAAAGCAUUUUUACCUGUUUGUUGAUGAAGCAAUUUGAACAAUAUUUGUUAUUUGAAAAUGUCUGUACUCUACAAUUGUUUUACAAAUGAAAGGUCAAUAAAAAUUCUGUCUUCUUUA
Dreissena polymorpha is the source of this 2815-nucleotide messenger RNA. RefSeq names its product dynein axonemal intermediate chain 7-like. The transcript is spliced from 21 exons. NCBI's taxonomy places the organism in Eukaryota, Metazoa, Mollusca, Bivalvia, Myida, Dreissenidae. Gene Ontology annotation, molecular function: microtubule binding; beta-tubulin binding. Bases 165 to 2441 code for a protein of 758 amino acids. The record is from RefSeq and is a predicted model, not a curated record. Gene Ontology annotation, cellular component: axoneme.